Rodentolepis nana is the source of this 1872-nucleotide messenger RNA. The record is from the annotation of a GenBank genome assembly. NCBI's taxonomy places the organism in Eukaryota, Metazoa, Platyhelminthes, Cestoda, Cyclophyllidea, Hymenolepididae.
AUGUGUCGCGUGAGUCUAUUCUGGCACUUCUCAGACGUUCACGUUGACUUAGACUACACAAAUAACAACUGUACGGGCCCCUACGGUGAUUUGAAAUGUGAUUCUCCACUUCGUCUUUGGAUCUCUGCGCUCAAUGCUUCUCGAAAGAUGGUACCUACUCGUCCCGAUUUUGUCAUUUUCUCUGGCGACUCAGUCGCGCACACUAACACAACGCGAGAGGCCUUUGAAGCCACGAUGGAAACCGUGGCUUCAGUCCUGAAGGCUACCUUUCCAUCCAAUCGAAAGGACAGCGUUCCGGUGAUUUUAAGCCUUGGCAAUCACGAUGUCUAUCCCGACAAUAGUAUGUCUGCUGAAGAUGACGAUCCUCUCCGCAGGAGCUGGUGCACUCGUCUAGGUUCAAGUACCAGGUUCUGGGGCGAUUGGAUUGCUAAUGAAACGAAAGCAGAUUCGAGUCGGUUCAAUGAUGGCUGUUUUUACUCCCGCAUCGUUCGAGUAGGAAAUCUAACCUCCAUCCGCAUCAUAUCUCUCAACGGACUAAUUUAUGCACGACGUAAUACUCUUGGCAACGCUAGUCUUUCUGACCCUCUGGGCCAAUUCUCCUGGUUAAUCACUCAACUGAAAUCGGCCAGGCAGCAAAAUCAAAAGGUCAUAAUUGUGAUGCAUUUUCCUAUUGGCGCCCCAGAAAAUUCUCCAGUCGUGUUCCGCCAUCUUCAUGAUGCUUACAAUGCUAGACUUCUCAAAAUCUUUUCUGAAUUCGCUGAUGUCAUUUCACUUGGGCUCUUCGGUCAUCAACACACUGAUAGCUACCGAGUUUUAGAAGUUCAAUCAACUGAUAAAGCGAUGAAAAACACGAUUGUACCCAUUUUUUUCAUUCCCUCAAUUAGUCCACUUUACCUCGAAAAUCUGGGAGGAUUUCGACCUCGAAUUCGUAUUUUCAACUACUCUGUGAAUACCCCAGACACUUCUCUUCCCUCAUCACUUGAAAUUCAGGAUUUCCACCAGUUCUAUGCAGACAUAUCAAACACAAAGACACCCUGGGAUCUAGAGUAUGUUGCUACAAAGGCCUACAAUCUGUCCAAUCUCUCAGGUAGUAGUAUUAAAGGCCUUCUAGAUAGUUUUGAAAAUGAUCAGGAGCUAUGGUGCUCCUAUUGGAACCACGAGCUUGGAAUUGGAAUGGCCCACAAUUCGGGGCCAUGUCCACAGCUUAAUUCUACCCGACACUGCCGUCACAUGUGCUCUUUAAGGCAUGUUCAUUUUCCCGCUCUCGAUGAAUGUCUUUCAAAUUGCGAUAAAAUUGCGGAUUCAACUGUAGCCUCUCCACGAACGAAGUCCGAUGAUAAUUGGAACGUUGUGCCUAUUAUUGUCCUCGUAAUUGUGGCGUUCUUGGCUAUACUUAUCGGUGUUGUUCUACUGGCAAAUCGAGAGUUGUGUCGUCGGAAGAAUGGAUCAAGGGGCUCUAGACGAAGGCUGAACCUUAAUGAAAGAAGGAGUACUUACCUCAUUGCCUAUCGUCAACCAGGUUUGAAUGGGGUUACUCUUAGACGUUCUACUCUAGAUGAAGAAGGGCUAGUCCUUGGAAAUGGGUUUCAAAACGACGAACUCAAAGCUCUGAAUGUUGAAGAGGAGGCGGAGGAUGGUGCAUAUGAUGCAGAUGCAAGCGGAGACGAAGAUGAAAUUCCAGUAAGAAUUCCAACAAUCCCUAAAGGGGACUUUUACUCCUUGAAUGGUUCCAUUGGAAGUAGAAGAUUUAUGCAGUCAGUCAAGCCAAUUCCCCUCUACUCAUCUCAACAGGUGUCACCACCAAGGAAUCAUGACAUUUUUGAUAUUGAAGAUGUUAAUGAUAAGCCUUAUAAUACUAAUGUAUCAGCUUGA